AUGAUCUACGACAAUUCUGACCCUUGGGGUGCUGAAGGAGGUUCUUCUGCAAAGCCUGAUGCUGAAGAGUCUAAAGGCCAAUCAUGGGAAACUGCAGAUUAUGCCCGCACUGAACGACGUCCAAGACGAAGCAGAGGCAGAAGAGGAACUGAAGGCGGCCGAAGAGGUGAAUCCAGAGGUCGCUGGAGGGGCCCAAGUUCUACCAGAGAAGAAUCCAAAGGUCAGCCAUGGAAAUCCAGAGAGCCAAGACAAGAAGAGCCAUCAGCAGAUCCUUGGACUGCUGAAGAGUCCCAUAAAGAAGAAUCCAGGGGCCAAUCAUGGGAAGCGACAGACUAUAGCCACACUGACAGACAUCCACGAGGCUCCAGAAGCAGACGAGGCCACGGCGAAGAACGAAAAUUCAAGCCAAGGCACGACCAUGACGAAGAGCCUCGAGAAACCUCAGAGCAUCAUGAAGAGUCUCACGAUCAUCCCCACGAAGAAAGAAAAAGAUCAUACAAAGACACCCCAAGGAAGAAAGGUCCCAAACGUGGCGAAUUCGAAAAAGUCAAAAUUAAGCGCCGCAGAUUCUUUGAAAACAGCCACGGCAAAGAAGUCCUCUAUAGAGAAGAAGACGAGCAAUUCGACCCAGAAACUCAUUCUGCCCAAACCCAUUUCAGAGCUAAUAAGGACUGGGACGAGCUGCCGAUCCCACAAAAUCUUUUAGCCGCUAUUGAACAAGCUGGAUUCCCAUUCCCAUCAAAAAUCCAGAACUUCGGCAUUGAAGUGAUACUAAAAGAAGGCUACGAAAAUUUGUUAGCCCAAGCACCAAAUGGGUCAGGAAAAACAGCGACUUUUGUAAUAGGGUCAUUAUGCAGGGUGGAUAUAAAUAACCCUCAAACACAAGUAAUCUGCAUUAACCACACCAUUGAGCUGGCGAAUCAGAAUUUCCAAGAAUAUAAGCGAUUUGCGGAUCCUUGCGGAAUUUCUGUGUCUGUGCUGUCUAAAGGUGGAGAACGAAUUGAUGGGCAAGUUUUGGUAGCGUCUUCAGGGUCAUUUUUCAAAGCGUUGAAAACAAAAAGCAUUAAUUUGGAAGGACUAAAAGUGCUGGUUAUGGAUGAAGCUGACCAUAUUUUGAACAAAAAAGAUAAUCUUGAAAACUUUAAGAAAAUUGAGGAUUUCAUUAAAACUGGAUUCCCAAGAGACCAAGUCCAAGUUUUAUUGUUUUCAGCUACUUAUACAGAUAGUGUAAAAACUGAUAUAGUGCAGCUCUUACUCCCCCCCUCCGUGAGUGAACAAAAAAAUUUUGUUCACUCACGAAGGGGGCUUAAUUUUUUUUUUAAAAAAAAAUUUAUAUAUAAAUUUUAUAAAAAAUAUUUUUUUCGAAAUUUAAAAAAAUCCUAAUUCGCAAAAAUUGGAAAGCAAAUAUUCAUUUAAUUUAUAAAAUUUAUGUUUUAAAAAGCAAUUCGUUUAAAAUUAAACAGAAUUAGCUCUAGAUUUCAUUAUACUAAUUAUCAUUUAUAUAUCAAUUUUUUUUCCAUAAAAAAAUUUUCUAUUAAAAGCAUUUUUGUUCACUCACGGAGGAUAGGUUUUUGGGCAAAAAAUAGGGAUUUUUCUAAUGGUUUUGUUCACUCACCGAGGGGGGGAGUUAGGAAACCUUAACGAAAUUACUAUCAAAAAAGAAGAUUUAAUGCUCGACACUAUUGACCACUAUUAUUUCAGAACUCCUCAAAGCACAAAAAUAGACACUUUUGAGCAGAUUUUAAGAAAAAUCACUAGCGGAGUUUCCAUUGCUUUUGUCAAUACCUGCAAUUUCGCUAGAACUGUCUAUGGUGUCGUCUCCAAAAAAGAAUGGAAAUGCGCUUUACUUAUGGGACAAGAUAUGACUGUAGACGAAAGAAACCUGACCAUGAACGAUUUUACUGAAGGAAAAUACGCGACUUUGAUAACCACAAACUUGCUUGCAAGAGGUAUUGAUAACACCAAGGUGAAAUGUGUCGUUAAUUUUGACUUGCCAAGGAUCCCAAAAUCAAGAGAUAUUGAUGACGUUCUUUAUUUGCAUAGAAGCGGUAGGUGUUCGAGGUUUGGGAGACAUGGGGUUUGUAUUAGUUUGGUCACAACUGAUGAAGAGCUGGCUACUUUGAAGACUUUGGAAGACUCUUAUAAUAUGGAAAUUGCUGAAGUGAGGAGUUUAGAUGAUUUUGACGCAAUAGUUGGAGGAGGAGAAAAAGCUGCUGAGGAGGCGGUAAAGGAUUUAUAA
Messenger RNA from Blepharisma stoltei, 2239 nucleotides. NCBI's taxonomy places the organism in Eukaryota, Ciliophora, Heterotrichea, Heterotrichida, Blepharismidae. The record is from the annotation of a GenBank genome assembly.